AUGCUCCGCUUCGGGUCUGUGUCACGGGAGAGAGUGGCCGGGAUCCGAGCGCAUCCUCCGGUGGAAAGGCGCAGGAGCAGCCGUCUCUGUGGCUCCGGGGGCAGAGGCAGCGCGCACACGGCUCGAUCAGCGCCUUACCACGCCUUCAGCCGCCGGCUAUUAUAUGAGCUUCAAAGUAUGGUUUCUAACAUGAUCCGGUCUGACUAA
Knipowitschia caucasica is the source of this 207-nucleotide messenger RNA. The record is from the annotation of a GenBank genome assembly. Lineage: Eukaryota; Metazoa; Chordata; Actinopteri; Gobiiformes; Gobiidae.